GCACUUGUUGCUCAGUGGCGCUCGCAAAGGAGUCGGCGCGCCCUGCGGCAGGUCGAAGGACGAGAGUCAAUCGAAGCUCCUGGAUCCUUUGGGCUGUCCGUGCAGCAAGAAAUUGAAGAGCGCAUGGGUGCCUUGAGGGGCAAGAUGGACGCCAUCCGCAAAGGUGACAAAGAUGCACUUCAGCGGUCUUAUUGCAAUGGCUCAGAGCUACAUGGUUCAGUCUUCUGGUGUGACUCUGAUCCCGAUGUGGCUGCGUGCGCCGAUGUGCUGCGGGGAUCUGGGCUGGCGUUGAGUACGUUCACCGAGCCUGAGGCUUUGCUGCAGGCGUACGACGCGUUUCCACAGAACGUGCUCUGCAUCAUGUCCUCCAUGAUGGAGGGAAACGGUCGCAAGGAGCGUGGUGCGAUGAAUGCCUUCGGCCUGUUCUCUUCCAUUCGCCAACGGGUAGAGGCCAGAGAAGACCUGAAACAGCCGCUGCUGGCGGUGAUCUCCUGCUCUGCAGAUGAGAAGGCUGCCCGUGCAGCAGGUGCCGAGAUCGUGGUUUUUGGCAGCCGGUCAAAAGCACAAAACCUGGUGGUCACAAGGCUUCGAAAAUCCUUUGGUCUUCAAGCAGGUUACGUCGGAAAGUGA
Symbiodinium pilosum is the source of this 630-nucleotide messenger RNA. NCBI's taxonomy places the organism in Eukaryota, Dinophyceae, Suessiales, Symbiodiniaceae. The record is from the annotation of a GenBank genome assembly.